Zootermopsis nevadensis is the source of this 2831-nucleotide messenger RNA. Lineage: Eukaryota; Metazoa; Arthropoda; Insecta; Blattodea; Termopsidae. The record is from RefSeq and is a predicted model, not a curated record.
CAGCACACCAUGAAGCCGUCUUCAUGGUACGCUUCCACACUAGUUGUGGUGUUUUUCUACCUGUACGUGUUGGCUGUCCAGUACAUCCGCGCCGAAGAACUGCAGAGUGAGAGGAGUUCGAGUCGCAUCACUUUCGACGACAAAACUAGCGUCGAUUCGAUACACGUGAAGGAACUCGGAGAUCCCUCUGGUUCUUUGAGAUCCGUCGGCGUCGGGAGUGUUUCUGACGCCGGUCCAAGUUUAUAUCCCACCGAAAAUCAAGGUAGUUCACUUCACUCUGUGGGUAUAGGCAGUUCUUCAGAUGUGUCCCCGAGCUUCUAUCCUGGUAGUGUUGGUGGUGACAGAGAAGUUGGUAUCGGAAGUUCUUCCACAGCAGGUGAAACGCCAGAAGUUACUUCAUACAGUGACAAAAGUGAAGCUACUGGACUGUACAAUCCCGAUAGUGCUGGAUCCCUUCGUGCGGUUGAGAAUGCUGGCCUGGACCGUGCCGUAGGAAACAGUUACCGCCCUGGUUAUUCUUACGAUCCAAGUUACAACAAUCAUAAUCAAUUUUACAGUGGAGGCGAUUCUCUGUCUGCUGCAGCAGCAAACAUCAACUCCCAUCAUCAGGAUGGGUCCUACUCUUUGGACUUCAAGUAUCACAACUACGACAAGUUGACAAAGUUCCUGAGGACAACCUCAUCCAAGUUCCCAAACCUCACAGCACUGUAUUCUAUCGGCAAAUCUGUCCAAGGUCGAGAUCUAUGGGUGAUGGUAGUAUCAGCAUCCCCAUAUGAACACAUGAUUGGAAAGCCAGAUGUUAAAUAUGUUGCCAACAUGCAUGGGAAUGAAGCAGUUGGCAGGGAGUUGAUGCUUCACCUCAUUCAUUACCUAGUGACAAGCUACAACAGUGACAACUACAUCAAGUGGCUACUGGACAAUACUAGAAUCCACAUCCUCCCCUCAAUGAAUCCAGAUGGUUUUGAAGUUGCCAGAGAAGGACAGUGUGAUGGUGGUCAGGGCAGGUACAAUGCUCGUGGGUUUGAUUUGAAUAGGAACUUUCCAGAUUACUUCAAACAAAAUAACAAACGUGGUCAGCCAGAGACAGAUGCAGUUAAAGAAUGGAUUUCUAAGAUCCAGUUUGUCCUCUCUGGUGGGCUGCAUGGUGGUGCUUUGGUUGCCAGCUACCCUUUUGAUAACACACCUAACUCCAGCCCAGUAUUCCACAGUUACUCGUCAACGCCUUCACUGACUCCAGAUGAUGAUAUAUUUAAACACCUGGCACUAACUUACUCCAAUAAUCAUCCUAUUAUGAGUCACGGGAAAGCAUGCAAAACUGGCACGCCGUCCUUCAAUCAAGGCAUUACAAAUGGAGCAGCAUGGUAUCCCCUCACCGGUGGAAUGCAAGACUUUAACUAUGUAUGGUAUGGCUGCAUGGAAGUAACCCUUGAGCUUUCAUGCUGCAAGUAUCCUCCUGCAUCAGAGCUUCCCAAGUUCUGGGAAGAAAACAGAAUGUCACUUGUUAAAUUCCUGGCAGAAGCACACAGAGGUGUCCACGGAUUUGUAAUGGACGAAAACGGCAAUCCAGUUGAGAAAGCAUCACUCAAGGUCAAAUCACGUGAUGUUGGGUUCCAAACAACCAAGUAUGGAGAAUUCUGGAGGAUUCUCUUGCCUGGAAUCUACAAAUUAGAGGUUUAUGCUGAUGGUUAUCUGCCACGUGAACUGGACUUCAUGGUAGUAGAGCAGCACCCCACCCUCCUCAAUGUGACUCUUCAUCCUGCUAAGCGUCAGGAUGGUUACUACCGUCCACAGCAGCAACAUGGCUAUUAUCACCGUCCCCAGGGAGUACCUGUCAACAAACCAAAUGAAAAUGGUGGCAUUCUGUCCUCCAUCAGCAAUGGAUUUAAUAAUCUUGUCACCAACAUCUUUGGUUGAGACAUGCAAAGAACCUUACAUAAAUAAACAGUAUUGCAUUUAUGUCUUGUGACAAAAAAGUAUAUCACAAGAUAAAUGUGGAAGUUACAGUAAAACUUCCAGAGAAAAACAUUUCAAUACAAAAGGUGAAAGCAAGUGUGUCAGGCUAGUGCAUGUAGCAUCCACAUUCUCUUACUCUCAAAGUGACAAAUGUGAUGACAACAGCAAAUACCAUAUUUACUUGUGUGUAAGUUUUAUUAAAAAUUAAUCAUUCUUAAAAUUAGGGUGAGUGUAACACAUGAAACAUACACACAGCUAGGGUGUAUUUGUUACUGUAACACACGAAAACCAACAAGUCCAAUGUAUGCAGACAACUUGAGCAGAUCAAUCAUUUCUAAAUACAAAUUGUGCAGCUUCCAACAAUAAACUAUCAUCCGACUGAUUUAAAAUAUGAGUGCAUCUGGAUCAGUUUUGUUACAAAAUACCACCUGCAACAAUGAAUGCUAACUCUACCUGCCUAAUCUACAGACAUCUCAUAUUACACAAUAUAUUUUUUUCUUUUUCAAUACCUACAUUUUAUUUAUUUUUAAGCAUGUUAUACACAAAUACUUUCUUUAAUUUUCCAAUCCAAGAAUAGUUUUUUUUUACAUAAGUAAAUAUGGUAUAUGCCAAGUAAAUGGGUGAAAUAAAGGGGCUUUUAUGCAAUUAAAAAGCAUCCAGUUUGUUCUAUAUAAGUUAAUUAUAUUUCUGAAGGAAUUAAUUAAGAAUACUGGUAUUUAGUUCAGUCACCAUUUUUCCUUAUGAUGAAAGAGAUUAAAGUGCCUCCUUGAAAUUUAAAUAAAUCAAGUGUACUUUCAAAAGGCAAUGUAUUUUUAAUAUGCUAUUGUAUUAUUUAUAAAUAAACAUCAAAUUAUGUUUUGCAAAAACAAUUCACUAUA